Messenger RNA from Bombus terrestris (buff-tailed bumblebee), 8332 nucleotides. It is a transcript of the gene Rbcn-3B, whose product is annotated as WD repeat-containing protein 7. The record is from RefSeq and is a predicted model, not a curated record. The transcript has 26 exons. NCBI's taxonomy places the organism in Eukaryota, Metazoa, Arthropoda, Insecta, Hymenoptera, Apidae. Bases 142 to 4707 code for a protein of 1521 amino acids. Gene Ontology annotation, molecular function: protein binding. Gene Ontology annotation, cellular component: cytoplasm.
UUCGUCUGACUAUUUCCAACAUCAAGAUGGCCACGGUCGUGAGAGUACAGUAAGGGUUGUAUGAUUUUUGGCAUAUAUCGCCAGUUACGACGUUUGGAGCCGUUGUCAUUAAUAUUCAGUAUUUUCGGUUGAAUUUUUAAAAUGACAGCGGGCACAAGCUUAGUAGUACCCAUAGUUUUAUGGGGUCGUAUAGCUCCAACUCAUUGUGUUUCCUGUAUCUAUUUGUCUCGAGAUCAAAAAACAUUAGUAACAGGAUGUUAUGAUGGCCAGAUAUGUUUGUGGCAAGUAGACCCUGAAACAUUGAAGAUGAGUCCAAGAUGUUUACUUGUUGGUCAUACUGCUCCAAUAAUGUGCCUGAGUCGAGCGAGUGUUAUUAUGGAACAAAAUUAUAUUGUCAGUAGCAGUGAAAGUGGAGAAAUGUGUACAUGGGACUUAGUUGAUGGAAAAUGCAGGGAAGCUGUAAAGCUCACCAGUGUUCAUACACAGAUGUUGCCUUAUGUCUCUGCUGGUGGAGAAGAUGUUAGAUUGUUUUGUUCGGGAUACUAUCCUGAGGUUUUAGUAAUGGACCCUUUUAGUUUGGAAGUUUUAUUCACCUUAAGCUCCCGUGUUAAUCCAGACUGGAUCAGUGCUUUGCACGUUUUGCGGCCGGCCAAACGGAAAGGUCGGUUCUACGUGCAUACAAAUGAUGUUGUGCUGGCCUUAACGACGACUGGUACAGUCAAGGUGUGGACUCUUCUUGGACAUGAGAAUCGUAACAGUGAGCCUCUUUAUGAACAUGAAAGCAAACAAAUACGAUGUUUAAAUGCACUUGCAAUGACUUGUUGCCCAUAUAAUCAGAGAACUGUAUUAAUUGUAUGCUCUAAACAUUGGCAGAUAUAUGAUGCCGGUGAUUUCUCCCUUCUAUGUUCAAUCACUGCACCUUGUGGCGAACGUUGGAUGGCUGGAGACUUCUUAUCUGCAGAUAGAGUAAUUCUGUGGAGUGAUGAAGGUUGCGGUUAUCUCUAUAAACUACCAGCUAAGGUUCUGGUACAUCUUGACAGCAAGUUGAAGGGCAAGGCUCUUAGCAGUAGCGUUGCAGACAACAAAAAUUUUCAUACCGCCGGUGUUGAAUAUGAUCAACCUUAUCUCUACUGUACUUUGACGCAACCUGGAGUCAAGCCUCUAUCAUGCCCACCAGCAAUGCGACUAGUUACAGUUCAAAAACAAAGUAAAACGUUAAAGUAUUUAUUACGUGGUGAUAGUGGAGGAGUUGUUCUCUGGACAGUUCCAGAAGUAACGACUCAACAAUUAGCUCAAAUUUGUCAAAAUGACCGUUCAACUCCACUUUCACUACCACCAGCAGUAAAAACGAGUAUUACAACUGCUUGGGAGGAAAUGAAACCAUCACCAGUUGGAAUAUUAGAUCAAUUAGACAGUGGAGAUGGACAUGGCAUAAAAUUAACAGCUAGUAUAUAUUUACCACAACAAAGUCGUUUAGUUGUCGGUCGUGAAGACGGCAGUAUUAUCAUUGUCCCUGCAACACAAACAGUCAUGCUUCAAUUACUUCAUGGCAAUCAUCAACAAUACGAUGAUUGGCCUCCUCAUCAAGUAUUGUUGGGUCACUCCGGCCGAGUGAACUGCCUUUUGUAUCCACAUGGAGCAGCACCACGUUAUGAUCGGACACAUCUCGUUUCUGGAUCUGUUGAUUUUGCUGUAUGUUUAUGGGAUCUUUAUGCUGGUACACUCAUUCAUAGAUUCUGCGUCCAUGCAGGUGAAAUUACACAAUUAAUGGUACCACCUGAUAACUGUAGUCCUAGAAUACAGAAGUGUGUUUGUAGUGUUGCAUCAGAUCAUAGUGUUACUCUGUUAUCAUUAGCAGAAAGAAAAUGUGUUGUUCUUGCUUCUCGGCACUUAUUCCCAGUUGUUACGAUAAAAUGGAGACCAUUGGAUGACUUUAUGAUAGUUGGAUGUUCAGACGGAGCUGUGUAUGUAUGGCAAAUGGAAACCGGCCAUCUAGAUCGUGUAUUGCAUGGUAUUAUUGCAGAAGAAGUGCUCUAUGCUUGCGAUGAAAAUACAAUCGCUGCAUCUGGUGGAUCUGCUACUGGUGGUGAACUAGGUUUAGCUAAUCCUGCUGUACAUUUUUUUAGAGGCUUAAGACAUAGAAAUCUGUCUGCUAUAAGACACGCAACCCAAAGAGGAUUGCAUCAAUUGCAACAACUUCACGGUGGACAAGGAGUUGAUCAUGGAAAUCAAAUAAAGACAAAAGGCACACCUUUAAUGAUUCAAGGUUUUAGAAGUAAUCCUAAAGAUCCAGAAAGCCAUAUUUUAUUUUUUGACAUAGAAGCAUUGAUAGUACAAUUACUUAAUGAUGAAUAUGGAGCAAUGUCACCUGGUUCUUUGGAAGCACAGGGUCUUAUUUCAGCCUCUGAGUAUCAAAAAGUUGCAGCACUUACACAGUCUGCUAGUCCAGAUGCUCAUAAAAAAAUUGCAGACUUUUUCGGUCGCGUCAAGGAUAAGGCAGGCGACGUUGAACGAAUUUUAAAGGAGAAGGAUCGCCACGGUAUAUUGGCUAAAAUGAAGGAGGGCGCAGAGAACGUACAUACUAAGAUUCAGGCCAAGGUGGAAAGCGUUGGCCUCAAGCCGUCGACUCUCGACGGCAAAGGUGAUAAUUGGAAUAAUAAUGAAAUUGCGAAAAACAAUUUAAAACGAAAUGGAGCGUUUAGUGAACCAAAUGCCACUAUGGAAGUUGCUCAGCUUAUAUUAAGUUUAUUACAUGCUUGGGGUAUUGAUCCAGAUUUAGAUCGCGUUUGCGAAGGAAAGUUAGGUUUAUUAAGACCUAUGGUUCCUGUUUCAUUUGGAGUAUUGUCAAAAGGAGGUUACAUGUCAUUAUUAUUACCAACUUGGCAAAUGCAAUUGGAACCAAUUGGCGAACCUACAACUCAAUUAGAACAACGUUUACCAGCAGAAUUAGUUAGACAAGAAAGGCUUACAAGAGCAUUCACAGCAAGGGCACAUUGGGAGUUAUCUACCACAUUGACCAGCAAUCAUUUAUUAGCAGUAGUAGCUUUAGCAAAUACUUUAAUGUCAAUGAACAAUGCCACUUUUGUACCUGAACAAGAACGAAAUCGUAAAAUGCAUAGGCCUGGUAAUAGAUCUACAGUUAAUUGGAAUAAAGCAGAAGAAGAAAAUGAGGAAAUUUAUACAGCGCAACAAGCACAGAUUAAGCAAGGUUGGUCUCUCUUAGCAACAUUACACUGUGUACUAUUGCCCGAUAAAAUAGUUUCACAAGGUGGCGUUAAGACUUUUAAACGGCCUCAAGUUGAAAUGAUGGCUCGCAGAUGGCAACAUCAAUGUCUUGAGAUUCGCGAAGCUGCUCAAGCUUUAUUGCUUGCUGAAUUAGGAAGAAUGGGUCCAAAAGGAAGGAAAACACUUGUAGAUAGCUGGUCACAAUAUCUACCAAUGUAUAGCACUCAAGAACCUAUUGCACCACAAUCGCAAAAUCAAAGUCCACCAGCUCCAGGUAGUCCAAUUCCAUCAUCUGAAUCACAUACGGAGGAGGAAGAUGAAGAGGAGGAACUGGCAGAAGCAGAAAUAAAUGUAGCUAGGAAACCAUCGAGCGUGGCGGAAUUAAAACGAAAGCAAACGACAGCAGUUGUAUUAUUAGGGGUAAUAGGUGCAGAAUUUGGGCAAGACGUUACUACCACAAAUCAGAAAAGAGAUAACGAACAGAGACGAAAGAGUUCAAUUGUAGAAGGUUUUGGAAUAGGAAAUAAUAAUCUUGCCAGGCAUACUAGCAUGGCACUCACGCACUUGUUACACGCACCUCACUCUCCGAAAUUACCUUUACAUACGGCAUUGCGAAGAGCCGCAAUUGAUCUCAUUGGUAGAGGUUUCACUGUUUGGGAACCAUAUCUUGAUGUAUCGAAAGUAUUAUUGGGAUUACUAGAAAUGUGUUGUGAUGCUGAUAAAUUGGUACCAAAUAUGACAUAUGGCCUUCCGCUUACACCUCAAGCUGAUACCUGUCGUACAGCAAGACAUGCUUUAACUUUAAUAGCUACUGCUCGACCUGCAGCAUUUAUUACUACGAUGGCACGGGAAGUAGCUAGAUACAAUACAUUGCAACAAAAUGCGCAAACAUUAAAUGUAAAUAUGGGUGCAAGUGUUUUGGUUAGGGCAAAACCAGAAAUACUUAGGAUUGUUGAACAAUUAAUUGAUAAAAUGCAGAGUGAAAUGAGCGAUCUCUUAGUUGAGGUCAUGGAUAUUAUCUUACAUUGUUUGGAUCCAGGUCAUCUUAAGACUAAACCAUUGAAUGAUGUGUUUCCAGCAGUAUGUAGAUUUAAUCAAGUAAGUCAUUGUCCGGCAACACGCAGAAUAGCAGUAGGUAGUCGCAAUGGUCAGCUCGCUUUGUAUGAAUUACGAGGCAAUGUUAAAUGUCAAACAGUACCUGCGCAUGUUGCAUCUGUAACUGCAUUAGCGUUUUCACCUGAAGGCAAGUUUCUGGUUAGUUAUUCUUGUACGGAAAAUAAAUUAUGCUUUUGGCAGCAAACAAGUAGUGGUAUGUUCGGCCUAGGGAAUUCUCAAACACGUUGUGUGAAAUCAUAUAGUACUGCACCCAUUAACGAUGUAGCACGAUUAAACCCUAUGCGACUAGCUCGAUUGAUAUGGAUAAAUAAUCGAACAGUUACACUAAUGCUUGCUGAUGGAUCAGAAACGCGAUUCAAUGUUUAAACUGUGAAGAUGCUCCCUUCCAUCCCAAUAAUGAAUGAAUGAAGAUAAGUACAGUAUAAAAUGGGAUCAGCCUAUAGCAGAAAUAUGGAAUAACUGUUUUAGGCAAAAGAAAUAGCCGAAAGUGAUGUCGUGAAUAUUAGUGCGCUUAUUGGUACUUAAUAGUACUAGUGCUAAAAUAAUUGGAUAUCAUAUGGAGUAUACAUAAAUGAAGUUUAUCAUUGCACGACGCAGGAUAUGGUUUAGCGAUUAUCGUCAAGCAUGGUAUGAAAAAUUGUUUUUUUCUUUUCAAUUUCUUACACUUAUCUGUCUUUUUAUUUCAUAUAUAUAAUUUAAAUAUUUCAUUUCUUGGUCGCGCACGAAUAUGCUACAUUUUGGUGUUUUCAUAGCACACAAAAGAGUUUGAUGCCAUCAGGUUUUAACAAAAAGUAUUUCUUUUAUCUAGUAAUUUAACUGCAUUACCAAUUUCAUUGCCAACAAUGUAGUUAUGAUACUAAAGUAUUUCAUUGAAAUUUCGUGAAUUUAGAUCAAAGUAAAAUAAUACGAUGAAACGCUUUCAUGCUGUCACAUCUGUAUAUCAUAGAUGUUGUUAAUUAUUUCUACAUGAGGAUUUGUGUGGGCGUGUGCUGUACUGUACAUUACGCAAUGUUACAUUAUUGCGUAUACUAUUCAAAGCCAUGAUUACAUAUUCCUGAAAUCCUGAUAUAAUAGAUAAAAAGAUGGUUACCAUAUGAAAAACUGGAACCUCGCGUUGAAAGUACAUACCUGUGUAUAUAUACAUAUAAAGAAGAAAAAGAAAAGAAUUCUCGCUGAAGAUUUGUAUAUACAUAACGCAAUGGCGAAUCGUAUAGGUCAAUAUAAUAACUUGUAUGAACAUCAUAUAUUUAAUUUGUUUAUGUAUAAUUAAACGCUUCAAAUGAAUUCCUGUUUUACAAAUUUUACAUGUGUUAUUUGUCCGCGUAAUUUGUACCGCUUAACGAAAGAUAAAUAUUUCUGUAUCUUAGAAUGAUAUACGUCGAGAUCUGAUUCCUAAAGAGACUAAUAAUUGAUCACGCAUAGGACUAAGGCUAGAAUAGAGAACUACACGGGCGUUUUAUACGCUACGUGUUGCAUAUUGUGUUUCCCCGCCGAAGCAGGAUCUUGAAUGGAUGAGCGUUUUACGCUACGGGUUAGACACCGUAUUCAGGAAGAAUUAAUUCAACAUAAAAAUGAAUUUUGUACAGCCUUGAUGCCUUACUAAUUCUGUGCGUAAUAUUAAAAAACAGAAAAAAAACGCAAUAGUCGUUAGUGAAUAUAUAUCGAACAUUUUUCAAUCACGUUUUUACUUUCCACUGCUGUGUAGUUAAACCGAUACUAAACAUUGUAUCAUUGUAUCGCAUUGCCAGCGUGUUUUAUUUUCAAACUUUGGUGGAGAAAACGGGAUGUGCAAGACGAACCGUAUAAAACGCCCGUGUAAUUCAAGCCUAGAAGUCAGUCUAGACACACACACGCGCGCGCGCACGUGAGAAAGGAAGAGAGAGUAAUUUUUAAAGCAGUUAUUCAGAAUUCAAGAUAUCUUUUACAGUUACCUUACGAUUUUUAUAAAUAUUCUACGCGAAAAUUAUUAGUAAUAUUUAUUUCGUUUAAAGUGGAAUUGAAAGAUUAAAGCUAAUCUAUAUGUAGGUAUUAUCUAUAUGUGAAGUGUGUUGCUCCUUUUUUUAUUUUUCCUCGUGAAAUAAAAUUUUCCCCAUUCUUGAGAAACUGGAUAAAUAGUGAAUAUGGACGAUAAUAAGUUCGUUUAGUAUAAUUUAUUAUGAUUAUUGCCUUUUAUGAAUUUUGCACAAUAUUCUGUGUAAAUAGACAAUGAUCGUGUAUACAUAUGUGUAUAUGUUUUAAAAAUUGAGAACAUUAUUCAAGUUAUUAUAGAUAUUGUGACAAGUCCAGCGAGAUAUACAGUUGUACGUAUGUACAAUCCUUAUGUUACGAUUUAGUUACCUAUCAUAAAUCGCACAAAAUCAUGAAUAAAUUUUCUAAGAGAUUGUGCUAAUCAAGCGAAAUGUAAUGCAUAUCUGUUAAAAUUUUUGUUAUCGGUGAUAUAUUGCGUUUAUUAAGUUGAUUCGUUACUAUUUUAAAAAUAUGCAAAGUUUUAUUAUUUUUUUUAACGAUAUUUUAAGCUUUCUAUCAAUGAGUGUUGAUAAUAUGAAGAAUAUGAAGAAAGAUAUUAUAGAAUACUUUUAAUAAUUUCGAUCUUUUCUUUUAUUUGAAAUAUCAGCAGAAAAGUGAAUAGAAAGAUGAAACUAACAUAUUUAUCGAUAACAAAACUUAAAAGGUAUUAGAUUCGUAAUUAUUGCAAAGGCUAAGAGACAUUUGUACCGCAAGCAUUUGUCACGCAGGCGUGUCUAGAAUCGGUACCAAAACAAAAUACUCGUAAGCAGAGGCCGAAAGGAAGUGUUGGUUUUAGAAACAUGUACGAAAAUGACGAGAUUCAUUUCUCAAUCAUAAUAUCCUAUCGCGAUAAAUUAAACAAUUUGAAUGCGUUACACAUACGCAUACAUGUAUCUUGUAUAUAUAUAUAAAAUCAAACUAUGCCUAAUUGUAACUAUGUAAUUAUUUAUGUGUAUAUUAUAUUUUAUCGUGCGCUGCGUAUGACCGGAUGAAAUUGGAUCAAUAAUGAAAAUGAUCGAUAACUAUUAUUCUUAUCGAUCAUUCUCUUGUAGUUAAUUAUAAUUGUCAGUGAUGGAUAUUCGAUAUUUCCAGAUUUUAACAUAAAUAGAUUUCUAUAUAGAAACUUUCGAUAAAUUCUUACAAUUUUUAUAAAACAACUUUUCCAAAUUCCAUUAUUUCUACGAAAUAUUAAACGCGAUGUAUUAAUCUUGUGGAAAAGUUGGAUUGUUCAUGUAGUAUUUGUAUGAAGUGUGUGGAACAACAUUUAAACAUAUUAGUCUCUAAAAGUCUCGCAUUUUUAUUUUCAAAUAUUUGGAUUUGUUAUUAUUUCAAUGCAUUCUAUCGUUUAUUUUAAAUGCUAUAUGUGAUUUUCGAUUCCAUCACUAAGAGCUGUUUUACACGGAGAUAUGAUUCUAUUUAUGUAAGCGCAUGUAAUAUUUCCUAUCUAUCACGAAUUGUGAUGCAUGUAUUUCCGUGUGAAAGAACUCUAACGGUAAUGUUUAAAAUGUAAAAGGAAUGUGACGCACGUGUUGUUAAUCGUUAUGCAAUAAUUAAAUGUAUUUAAAUGUAUCCAAUGUGAAACGCGUUGCGUUAAAGAUCCGAUAUAUAUAUAUAUAUAUAUAUAUAUAUAUAUAUAUAUAUACACACCAUGAAGACGAAGAUCUUGAUCUUGAUGAAUCUUAUGCUGUCGCGUUAAUUACUAAAAAAAAAGAAAAAGAAAAAAAAUUUACAUUUGAGGAAAUACCAAAAUAUCCAUUUCUUAAGUUGCAGAUGAUACAACAGACGUCUCUAAUUGGGAUUAGAAGACUAUAAUUGAAAGCUUUAAUAAUAGCAAUUUUUACAGAGAAGGUGAUACGUGAUAUUUAAAUAAACGUUCAAUGUUGUAUUUGUAAAAAAGCACUAUCUGUUCACAAACUAAAUGAGAUAUUAGUUUAUAUAUAAUUCUAUAAAAUUAAUUCCCCGUAAAAUAAAUUGUUAGAGCUUA